GCGUGUCUGUGAUAUUUGACUAAUCAGGGAGGGGGUUUGGUUGAGGCGCACCGGCCGGGGCAUGGAGGAGGAAACGGAACGGCGUGGGAAAGCCGGGCCUGGGGGGCGGCUGGACAUGAGUCACGGCUUCGUCCACCAUAUCCGCCGGAACCAGAAAGCGCGGUGGGAGAGCUCGGAUAUCACUGCAGAUGAUUAUGACAAGGAAGUUAAGCAGGCUCAAGAGAAACAAAAGAAAAGGCACACUCCCGGACCAUCCCGACCCAAGAAACCAGACCUCCAGGUGUACCACCCACGUCAGAGAGAUAGGGGGCACCACAGUUCAGAUCUGGUUGAUGAUGGGAUGAGUGAUAGCGAUUCCAGUACAGACCCGGAGCAGCUAGGGAAUCAGCUCUUCUGCCUGGAGUUUGAGGCGGAUGGAGGUGAAAUUACGUCCAUUAUUGUGUACGAGGAUGAUGAUGCUGAGCAAGUGGCAACAAAAAUCUCAAUCCAAAACCAGCUGGAAGCCAGGAUGAAGGAGGCACUGAAAAGACGUAUUCAAGAGGAAAUCACCAAGAGAAGAGUGCGCAGCUGAAUUCCUUCCCCUUAUAGCACAGUAUAAAUAAUCAACGGUUUCUGCUCUUGUCCAUACAGUGUUGGGCAUUGUCUUGUUAUAGAUUUUGACUGAAGGGAAGACAGGCUGCAAUGUGGCCCUAUAGUAUGGAGAACUUGUAUUAACCCAUAGCUCUGCAUUAGUCAGAAUGGCGGCGGUCUCACCAGCAAUGAAGAGGCUCCUCAUGCUCUCUUGUAUGUCCUGCUACGAGUGCAGUAAAAGUACUGCUGCAACUAUUUGGUGCCACAGAUCUUGGGGAGAAUAAGGGCGAUAGUGCCUUAUGAACUGUCGUGGAUCCUAAUACGUUUGCAGUUACUUUUUUGUUCUUUAUUGUAUUUAUUGUUCUGCUGACAGUAUUGUAUCAUUAACCCAAAAUACCUGAAAUGAGCUGAGAGUUUCCAUACCACGCAGAGAAAGAUCAGAGACUCCUCAGGCCUGCUGGGAAAUGUAUUUCUGCAACAGCUGAAAUAACACACUUUCCUGAAACCAGAAGAUUUGUUUAACGAAUCAAAGCUCCUGUAGGUAUUAAAUAUAUAGUCUAAAGUGGAACAUGCUUAAUAUGCAGCUUCCUACAUCCCACAGUGAUCAACGUGCAUAAGAACAAAAUGAAAUGCUUUUGAAAGUGCAAUUUUUAAGUAUGAUCAUGUAUAUUGGAAGUAGAUCACCAGGUAUUCUGUGAUGCUCCUACUGUGUGUUUGUGUAUAUCUAUACAAUAUUACAUGCAGCAGGCAAAUACCUAGUAGCAUAUACUAGAACCUAUUACUUGUGAUCUAUGUAAGAUUAUCCUGCAAAGCAAGCUUUGCUGUCUACCAUUAAGUGUACCUGGAAAAUGACUGUAUUAUAGGUACCUGGUGAGUUGGUUGGGUGCCCUGUAUUCAGACUUGUGAUGGUUUAAAUGUAAUUUCUAGGGCAGCCAUUGGGGGGACACUGGAAACACAGUGUGGAGCUAGGAGCCUGGGCACAUUAUAAACUAAAGGUGGCCAUCCACUACUCAGACUUGUCUGAACUGCAGAUAUCAUCAGAUUUCUCUUGAACUCUCCCGGGAGCUUCCCGGGAAUCGGAUCUGACCCUGGGCUUAAUUUUCACUACAUUCACUUCAGAUAUAUCUGAUGAGAUCUAUCAUGUUUCAGAUCGCAUCAGAUAUAUCUGAUGCACACAUGCUACAUGCGAUUGAUCUGCUGCCGCCCCGUCUUGUGGUGGGUGGGAGUGGCCAGGGAGAUGCCAGUCAAGUGACGCUUCAGAUGAAUCUGAUCAGAUACAUCUGAAGUAAAAAAAACACUCUGAUGUGCACCUGAUUUCUUCAGAUUCAGAUAAAUAGAUGGGGCAGCCUCAGAGAUCUCUAGUUCAGACAAAUCUGACACGGGAGUGCGCAUCGGAUCGGAAGAGCCAUCCGAUGUGACACUUUUCUUCAGAUUUGACGGUCAGAUGCGUCGAAAUCUGAAGAAAACUGCCCAAAUCGGACUAGUGGAUGGGGGCCUUUAGGCUCUUCCCCCUCUGUAUCCCAUGGGUGCCUGGGAACUUCAGUGUAGUUAGGAGACCUCCAGAAGCCUAUCCUCAUUAGUGUCUCAUAACUAAACUGUAUCAGUAUUCGUUCUAAUGAUGUGUAAUGGGCCAAUAUUACAGAGCUGUACAUAUGUAUACAUUUAAAAAGAAAUGCAAUGUUCUACAGAUCAACAGAAAACAUGGAGUGAUGUGAGCUUCAAAUUUCAAGGAAAAUUAUUCUGCUCUCAGGAAAGUUUUUGUUUAGGUACAGCGUGAAUAAAAUCAUGGACUUCAUGGA
Pseudophryne corroboree (corroboree frog) is the source of this 2369-nucleotide messenger RNA. RefSeq names its product chromosome 6 C2orf68 homolog (gene C6H2orf68). Lineage: Eukaryota; Metazoa; Chordata; Amphibia; Anura; Myobatrachidae. The coding region runs from base 62 to 571 and encodes 169 amino acids. The transcript has 4 exons. The record is from RefSeq and is a predicted model, not a curated record.